CUAACUCGUGUGUUAACACUCUGAACAUUCGUAAAUGUUUUCCAUUAAUAUUUUUCUUUAUGUAUUGUUACACAGGUAGCUGCAUUCAGUUGGACGUAGAGGAAGCGGGACAUCCUAAGAGAAGUGUGCAUCAAGCCUCUGAACCAAUACCAAAGAAACAUAGAGUAGACGCAACACAGAACGCUAUAGAUCUGGGAAAAAAACAGGUUGACCUCCUGGAGGAACUAUUGGAAGAAGUGAAAGGAAUCAGAAAGAUCCUGGAAGAAAGGAAAGGUGAUGGGGUGCUAACGGGAUUAUUCCAACCUACUGCUCCUACGUGGCAAUACACAGAGAAAGAGCAAGUUCAGCAAGACCAUGAGGGCACCUACACUAGCCUUUAACAAGUAGGACACAUAAUGUUCAUCUAGCAAUCUGAAAUACAACAUUAUUUGAAUAUACAUGGAACAGACAGUACAAAGGAGAAUAUAGCAGAUUGGCGAACAAAACAAUAUAUUUCAUAAAUUAGUAUUAUGUAACCACCUUUAUAAUUCAAGUUAUAUGUCUUGGCUGUGAUAGUUCUAAAGAUUCGGGAUGUUUAGUUCGUUCGUCUUACAUCCCCAACUUAGUUAGACCUUUAAAGUUGUUUGAAAUUUUAUGCAAUCCUCAAUAGAGCCAUAUGUUAUUUUUCAAAUAUGAAUCACCAAAACAUUAUACUCUGUUCUAGGUAUAUUAAUGCAUUAUUUACAUUGUGCAAAAGUGAAAGAUGAAGACAAUGAUGGGAAGGAGUGGUCCAUAUUUGAAAAAUAACACACGACUCUAUUGAGGUUUGCAUCAAAAUUCUG
Molecule: messenger RNA, 821 nt
Organism: Owenia fusiformis
Lineage: Eukaryota; Metazoa; Annelida; Polychaeta; Sabellida; Oweniidae
Source: the annotation of a GenBank genome assembly